GUACGAUGCGCAGGAUGCGGAAAAGAAGCCCCUGGACACCUGGAGCGAGAGUGUGGAACCAGGCCGAUGAAGCGACACGUAUCCACAUCACCUGAAGAACCUGCACGACACGUGGGGGUGGUCGUCGACAACGUGUUCCUCAAAGGAAUCAUCAACGAGGCGAAGGAGAGGAAGGAGAAAGAAAGGCAGACGAAAGCGAUACCCAUCCCUCCACCACGCAGCACUAACCCCGAACCCCCGACCAGUCCCGUCGCAGGACCUUCGCGCCCCCGCCCCGAUACACCCGUCGUAUUUCGCAAAGUCGACCCCGACUGGACACCCAACACCACUCAAUGGACGUGGGACAGCUCCUGGCCGAAUCAGAAGCACCUCUCUGGUGAGGAAUGGAAGAACGUGGGGAGAAACGCGCACAACGAGUGGUUCGACGAAGAGGAGGACGACGGCGUAGAUUGGGAGUUGUAUGGAGAUGCCGGUACUUGUAUAAAUAGUUGUACCAUUAGUCGGUCGAACCCUAAGUUCGACCUGGUUAUUCAUUCAAGUCUCUGCUCCUCUUUGCUUGGGGUAGUGGUCAUUCUCGACUUCCUCGCUCGAUCUUCAGGACGACGCACUGUCCAUAAGCCCUCGCUCGUCGUCUACGAGUCAGGCAUUGAUAUAGGAGUAUAG
This is a messenger RNA of Postia placenta MAD-698-R-SB12, 663 nucleotides long. RefSeq lists its product as hypothetical. Lineage: Eukaryota; Fungi; Basidiomycota; Agaricomycetes; Polyporales; Adustoporiaceae. The transcript has 2 exons. The record is from RefSeq and is a predicted model, not a curated record. The annotation marks the transcript as partial.